This is a messenger RNA of Dipodomys ordii (Ord's kangaroo rat), 2155 nucleotides long. It is a transcript of the gene Fam234a, whose product is annotated as integrin alpha FG-GAP repeat containing 3. The coding region runs from base 39 to 1697 and encodes 552 amino acids. The record is from RefSeq and is a predicted model, not a curated record. Lineage: Eukaryota; Metazoa; Chordata; Mammalia; Rodentia; Heteromyidae. The transcript has 11 exons. Gene Ontology annotation, molecular function: protein binding.
UUUUAUUGAUGCAGUGAUCAUUAGUUCAUGCUUGGAAUAUGCACAGGAUGACGGACAAUAAGGAUUUAGAAGCUGAGAACCACCCCUUGAAGAAUGAAGGCAGAAAAUCACAAGAAAAUCUGAAAAAUCAGUUGAAAAAUGAAGACCAUUUGAAAAGCAAGCCUCUGCAGUCCAGGCUCUCGCGCUGCCGGGCAGUGGCCUUCUUCCUCUCCUUGUUUAUCUGCCUUUCUGUCGUGUUUGUGGUCUCAUUCCUUAUCCCAUGUCCAGCAUCACUUCAGAUGUGGAGGAUUGAUUACAACGCUGCCGUCAUCUACGACUUUCUGACCAUGGAGGACAUAAACAGGGACAGGAUUCAAGAUGUUCUCUUCCUUUAUAAAAACACCAACAGCAGUAACAAUUUCACCAGAUCCUGUGCUGGUGAAGGCUUUUCCACCCCCUGUGCCUUUGUGGCUGCUGUGUCUGGGGCCAAUGGUGAGAUCCUCUGGGAGAGGCCUGUGGCUCAAGACGUGGCCCUGGUGGAGUGUGCUGUGCUGCAGCCGUCAAACAAUGAGGCGUCUUCUACCUGCAUCUUUGUAGGAAGACCUGGUUCUCUCAUUGCAGUUGACCUAUUCACAGGGAACACCCUGUGGAGCCACCCCAGCAACCUCAGCGAGAACACCUCUGUCCUGAGCCCUCUGCUCCAGGUGCCUGAUGUGGAUGGCGAUGCUGUUCCAGACCUGCUGCUCCUCACCCAGGAGGGGAAGAAGGUCAGCGGGGACAUCUAUUCACUCAACACCGGGCACCAGAUUGGCCACAGAGGUGCCCUUGAUGUGAAUGGAGACCAUGGGGCCCUUCUCCACAUCACCUGGACAGGUGCACACUACAUCCUCCUGCCCUGCGUGAGCUUUCUCUGUGGCUGCUCCGUGAAGGGUCUUUAUGAGAAAGUGACCGGGAGAGAUGGCCCGUUUACGAAUGACCCCCUCUGGGAGAACAUGCUCAAUACCUCUGAACACAGGAGGCUUCUGCACAGCUCUGGAGAAGUCCGCCACCUGAUGAACGUCCGAGGGAACACUGGUCAGGACGUGCUCCUUGUGACCUCCGAGGCCUGCGUGCUGCUGGAUGGGCAGGAGCUGACCCCCAGGUGGACCGUCAGUGGAGCCCGGAUCCUGAGAAAACCCAUCCUCGGCCACUACAAACCAGACACCCUCGCUGUGGUCAUUGAAAACGGAACCGGCAUUGACAGACAGAUGCUGUUUCUGGACCUCAGCACUGGGGCUGUCCUAUGGAGCCAGGCCCUCCCAAGCUUCCCCGGCGCCCCGCCAUCUGUCAGCCUGCUGACCACAGACCACCGCUCAGCCUUCUUCUUCUGGGGCCUCCAUGAGUUGAUUGGCACCAGUGUGAUGGAGCCCCGAGAUGCCCAGCACAGCCUGUACAUGUUCCACCCCACCCUGCCCAGUAUCCUGCUGGAGCUGGCCAAUGUGUCUGCCAACGUCGUUGCCUUUGACGUGGUCCUGUUUGAGCCGAAUCGCCAUGCUGCCUAUGUGCUCCUGACAGGCCCUGCAAGCUCCCAUGAGCCUGGCCUGGUCUCCGUGGCCAAGCACAAGGUGCAAGACCUGGUCCCCGGCAGCAGAGUGGUCCGCCUGGGUGAGGGCGGGUCAGAGAGCGACCGGGCCAUCAAGGACCGCUUCUCCCGGCUGAGGUACCUCAGUGCAGCCUAGGCAGCGUCAGCUGGAGCACAGGGAGCCGUCUACUCCCUGCUGCCGCCCUGCUGGCCCCUCCCUCCGGACAGCAUGACCGCCUCCUCGGGAGCUGUGGCCUUACUAGACGUAUUGGGUGGUUGGUGGGAGGGCACACCUGUCCUCCUGGCCCUCCACAGUCUUGCCUACAGCCAGGGGUCAAGGCCAGACUGCCUCCCUGUUGUCUCCCUGGACCACUGGGCAGCGCCCAAUCUCCGUGCCCUCCUUACUACUAGCCUCUCACGGGAGGGGCCACGACGGAGAGGCACGCCACCCCCGCUCAGGCGCUGGUUCCCUUUCUCCUGCUCCUGCACCAGCCCCACCCUCGGGGGGGCGGCGAGCCCUGGAGGCAUCGUGGGAACUGGCGCCUGUGCAGCCCCUCCUAGAACAGAUGGAAGGUGUUGGGUGUGGAGGGAAAAGAAUGGUUCUCAGUUCUGGAG